Messenger RNA from Schistosoma curassoni, 1320 nucleotides. The record is from the annotation of a GenBank genome assembly. Lineage: Eukaryota; Metazoa; Platyhelminthes; Trematoda; Strigeidida; Schistosomatidae.
CUUUUGAAUUUGGCAGUUGAGGCUUGUUCGAAAUUCUAUUCUACUAGCCUGUAGUUUCGGUUUUCAGAUUGUCUUAAACUUGUGCUCGUCUUAUUCCUAUCUGUUGUCGGUUGCUUUCAUUAAUAAAUUUAAGUUUAUUCCUGGUAGUCACCAAUUUUUGAUUUCCUUGCAAUAUCCAUCAGAAUCCAACUUACUUCCAAGCUUAAAGUGACCCACUUCACAUUUGCAUCUCAUAAAAAGGCUAAUUCCUGCUUAAACUCCUACCAUCUUAUCGAACCUCGUAGCACACAAUUCAGAUGGCAGAAUUGCAUUGCUUUGGUCAAAUUUUGUGUGCUUAUGGGUUCCCUCAGAAAGAUUUAUUCUGCAAAUGGGGUCUUAAAGCUGGUUGUGCAUGGAGGUUACUUGAAGGUUUAGCUGAAGGAGAGACACAAGUUGACUGCCCAUUGGUUGGCGAAAAAGCAUAUUUUUGCCAUCCAAUUGAUCUUCAUUUCGCUACGAAAGGUUUACAAGGUUGGCCCAAGCUUCAUUUUCAGGUCUGGCAUCAUGAUUGGGUCGGUAAAAACGAGCUUUUUGGGUACGGUUUCUGUCACAUUCCAACAUCUCCUGGAAAUCAUCAGGUAACGGUUCCUACAUGGAGGCCGGUAGGUUCUAUUUUGGACACCUUAGUAUCAAGGCUGGUUGGAGGUGGUCCACGUCUUCGCAGACCAGAUAUUGUCUACGACCCAACUGAUAGAUUUUUGCUCCAAACCGAAAGUAUGGGUUACAUAACACUCGAUUUGAAUGUCGUAACGAGAAAUUUUGAUAAGUUUGGUGUGGAAAUGUAGAUCAUUUUUUAUGCUUUUGAAAGUUUUCAAAACAAAACGUUAACUACUUCAUAUUGACUUUGACCGUAUUUCUUUUGAUAUUUCAUCAAAUGUUUGUGUAAAUAACCCUCUGAAACAAUAAAUAAAACACUAGUAACAAGUGGCUUACUGACUUUUGGGUCCUAGAAAAGUAAGGCACUGGAUAAGAACUGCGGUGGCCAAACCUAAGGACUAAAUUAAACAUAUGACCACUAUGUUUCAAUAAAAAAGUAAUGAUACUGACAUAAAAAGUAGCCAUGGGCGUAAUAAUCUGAGUAGCACUAAGUGUGAAAUGAGGUUGGUUACAAGAGUGAAGAGUUAAGAAUCAACUCUGUUUAGUUUAAAAAAGCAAUAGUAUUACGCCAGACAGAUUGUUGAACAACAUCGUUUGAAUAAAAUGUAUUUCUCACUAUCCCUGUAAUUCUAGGAUAGUGAAAAGUCUCAUAAAGUCAAUAUUGGUCUCAAAAUCGCAAAGCAC